GUUUUCUUGGGUGAGUAGAAACUGAACAUCUAUCUCAUUGCGAUCAAGCAAACAUGAUAGCGCUCUCUCAUAAGAUCCCAUCAGCGCAUCCCACCAGCGCAUCCCCGCCUCCGCGAGGCUGUGGAGGUGACCGUUAGUAGCGACCACGUAGGUUGCCCCUCUCUGACUACGCGGCCGUCGGCGCCAUGGGCUUAAUUGAGGUCGACAUCUAUUCAACCCAGUCAUCCCCUCAAUGGGUUUCGUUCAGGCAAUCGAACUGGCUAUCACGGGCAGAAAUCAAAGAAAGAGCGUUGACUAACUGGAGAAUAUUGAUCUAACGAAUGCCCGUCCCCCGUUAGCAAAUGAUUGGCUGUCGUUGAAUCUCAACUGACGCAAGCUGCAGGUUCUGUUCCCUCGGCGGUUACAGGAGUAGUUAAAACACCCGAUCCAAGGUAGGGCAAGAGACACGAAGUUUGGUACCUGAAAAUUGCUGUCCAACUGCUGGUAUAUCUGGUGUAGCCCCGCUUUCCAGCCUCAUUUUUGACCCCAGGAACCAUAUUUGACUGUUAUACUGCCGCCCAGCUGGUAGAGCUUGGAUCAUCAACUUACAUCAUUGUACUACCAUCUUAUGAUCUUCAAACCACCAUCAAAACAUCUUAGUUGACGCCAUGGCGGCGUUUGGCAAGAGCAUCCACGCCUUGCUGGACACUUACUCAAACUGCAUUUCCUUGCUCAAAGCCUUCAGGCAUCGGGGCGAUGAGCCAAAUUCAACCACCCCAACACCAGAGACAACGAUUUGUUCUCAGGACAAACAAGCCGUUCUGCGAGAGUCUUUAAAGGCGGAUCGUGACUUGGUUGAGAAGGCCUAUUCGUCAAGAGUUCGCCAGUCUGGGAACCGCUUCAGAAAAGGAGAUGCCCGCGCCAUCUCAUCAGUAGACGGUGUCUUGAGGAAGCUCAAAGAAGCUAUCAAGAACCUGCUGCGAAUCUCUAGCCACAAGCAGAAUCUUGACCUGGACUUUGAGUCACUCAUGUGUCUCUCCAAUGCUUCCAGACUUGAGACAAUCAAGACCAUAGAUGGCCUGUCCCGACGGCUUGGUAGCCCAUCUCGUUCUUCACUGGCCUCCCAUUCUUCAAGGGCUUCAUCAAAGGCCUCGAAGACAUCAUCCAAGUCAUCGUUGUCGAAGUCAUCCAAAACUUCUCCGGGUUCUUUGUCGACGUCACCAUCACACCGGCACAAACUAUCACCCAAGACGCCCGAGGCGCCCAAACCGAAGAGAGAGUCUGCCCAACAAGAAAAGAGCUCCUCAAGCAAGAAAGCAUUGCCCCAGCCCAAGAAGGAAAUCAAGGAUGGCAAAUCAAAGAGAUCGUCCAGCAGCGAGCUAAAAUCUGCAACUCCAAAAGACCCACAACCAGCAGCACCGUCACCAAAGUUGACUUCGCCAUCACCAGAGCCAACGCCAAAAUCACCAAAAUUGACACCAGCCUCGCCAAAGCCAACACCGGCCUCACCAAAAAACUCUAAAGCAUUACCAAAGCUACCGAGGAAGGGCUCAGUAAAACACGCGGAAAAACAUUCAUCAAGAAGUUCAACGGCAUCACCUAAGUCAGCGAGUUCGCAAAAACCUCCAUCCUCACCAAAGCUACCAUCUUCACCAAAAUUACAACCCGCACCAUCACCACCGGCUUCUCCAAACUCUAUCGAAGCAAUCACUGCAGAUGCUCACUUCGCCAUGGCCGCGAUUCCAAGACUCAGCCCCUCGUCCUCCCUCCACCCCAGGACAUCCCCCAACCGGAUAUCCAUCAUGUCCUUCUCCUCCGACAGCACCAAGCUUGGUGAGAUUCCUCAGCGGAAAUGGCAGCCAAGUCACAGAUCCCUGUACAUCACCACCACUGGCUCGCCAAGCGAGGAAGAAGAAGACGAGUACAACAUCAAGCCUGUUUUCCCGCUGAAGCCAUAUACGGUCGAGGUCAAGGAAAAGGGCAGAUUCUGGGGGUUGUUUGCGAGGAGGGGAUCUCAGUCUUAAUGAUGUUUUUAUUUUUGUUUAUUUUAUGAUUUUAUGACGCUUCAUGACAACAUACGAUGAUAUAUACUGAUUCACGACCGUUUUACCGAUUUACGACAACUUAUACCAAAUUUUAACGACUUUUACCGACUUACGACUUAUGAUUAACAUGCCAUGGUUUUCCUGUUUCUAGAAGCUGUCAUUACGAAACUGGGGUUCUAAGCGCCAAGAGGCGGGAUACUUUACAGUGAUAGCAUGGGGAUAUGUGCGCCACGGGGUUAACGUUCUGAAACUGUACAGUUGCGGAAUCUUCUGCUGUUCCUAACCUCGUUCACAACUCGGCGCUGGCGUCGUCAUGUUAGAGAUAUUGGGUACCAUUUUAUGUAGGAUUCGCUC
Podospora bellae-mahoneyi is the source of this 2378-nucleotide messenger RNA. RefSeq lists its product as uncharacterized. The transcript is spliced from 2 exons. Bases 648 to 2003 code for a protein of 451 amino acids. NCBI's taxonomy places the organism in Eukaryota, Fungi, Ascomycota, Sordariomycetes, Sordariales, Podosporaceae. The record is from RefSeq and is a predicted model, not a curated record.